Mastomys coucha (southern multimammate mouse) is the source of this 2519-nucleotide messenger RNA. RefSeq names its product ubiquitin family domain containing 1 (gene Ubfd1). Bases 112 to 1218 code for a protein of 368 amino acids. The transcript is spliced from 7 exons. NCBI's taxonomy places the organism in Eukaryota, Metazoa, Chordata, Mammalia, Rodentia, Muridae. Gene Ontology annotation, molecular function: cadherin binding; RNA binding. The record is from RefSeq and is a predicted model, not a curated record.
CCUAUCUGGGCUGCUCACGCCCCUCUGGACAAGGGCGGCGAUGUGCCGCCGCUCGGAGACCGAGCGCUGCGGGCAGGCCAUUUCCCAGACCCGCCCCCUUCGGCUGCGGGAAUGCUAAAGCGUGGCAGGGGCCGGCCCGGGAAGCGGAGGAGGCGGGUCUCCAUAGAAACCUCCACCUGUUUCCGGCCAGCCUGUGUGAAAUUAGGGGCUGUUGCGGGGGCCAAUCUCAGCCAGCUCGCUUCUUCCCGGCGGCCCCUGCGGGCGCGGUGGGUGUUGUACACAAUCAUCAUGGCGGCGGCCGGAGCCCCGGAUGGCGUGGAGGAACCAGGCAUGGACACGGAGGCCGAGGCUGUGGCCACCGAGGCGCCCGCACGGCCCCUCAACUGCGUGGAGGCCGAAGCAGCCGUAGGGGCAGCGUCGGAGGACUCCUGCGACGCGCGAGGCAACCUGCAGCCGGCCCCGGCCCAGCCCCCUGGAGACCCCGCGGCCCAGGCCUCGGUCAGCAACGGCGAGGACGCGGGCGGCGGUGUGGGCAAGGAACUGGUGGAUCUGAAGAUAAUCUGGAACAAGACCAAGCACGACGUGAAGGUUCCUCUGGACAGCACGGGUUCAGAGCUAAAGCAAAAGAUUCACUCCAUUACAGGUCUCCCACCUGCCAUGCAGAAGGUCAUGUAUAAGGGACUUGUUCCUGAAGACAAGACGUUGAGAGAAAUAAAAGUGACCAGUGGGGCCAAGAUCAUGGUGGUUGGCUCUACUAUAAAUGAUGUUUUAGCAGUAAACACCCCAAAAGAUGCUGCCCAGCAGGAUGCAAAGGCUGAAGAAAACAAGAAGGAGCCCCUGUGCAGGCAGAAGCAACACAGGAAAGUGUUGGACAAAGGAAAACCUGAAGAUGUGAUGCCGUCUGUUAAGGGUGCCCAGGAGCGCCUACCAACGGUACCCUUGUCUGGCAUGUACAAUAAGUCUGGAGGGAAAGUGAGGCUCACCUUUAAGCUAGAGCAAGACCAGCUGUGGAUCGGCACUAAAGAACGGACUGAGAAACUGCCCAUGGGCUCCAUUAAAAAUGUGGUCAGUGAACCUAUUGAAGGACAUGAAGACUACCACAUGAUGGCGUUUCAGUUGGGCCCCACGGAAGCCUCUUACUACUGGGUGUACUGGGUUCCAACUCAAUAUGUGGAUGCAAUCAAAGACACUGUGCUGGGCAAGUGGCAGUAUUUUUGAAAGCACUUUCACCUCUGGCCCAGGAGACUGACCCAAAGUGAAGGACAUUGCCGGGAGAGGUCCGCAGCAUCCCUGGAUUGCAGAGUUCUGGGACUUUGUUCACACACACACAAAAAUCUCUAUUCAAUCUGAGGUGAUGUGGUGACUGAAGCCAGAGGUGAUGUACUUUCACCAUUAGCUUAAUUUGAACUUAAAAUCACCGGUUCCCUUUCUUGCAGUCAGCUUCAUACCAUUUUUAAAGUCAGUAUGGUGGAAAUUAAUAAAUCCAAGUUUGGAACAUGUGUGGAAUACUCUUAUCCUCUUCAGUCUGUUUGAGAGUAGACCUGCCAGGAGUGCUGAGAGGCAACAACCAAGAGCGUUCUGGCUGCUGGCUUUUUUCUUUGCUCAUUCUCUUUCUUUCUUUUUUCCUUUCUUUUUUUUCCUUUUUCUUUCUUUCUUUUUUUUUUUUCUUCCUAGAAAUGAUAUCAACUGAAAUCUUCAGAUGUUUUUGGUUGCAAACAUUUGGACUGCGUUAUGAUGAGUCUGGUUGGUUUUUUUCUUUUUCUUUUUUCCUUGGUAUUAAAAUUGUAUGCAAAAUGGGGGUGGUGAGUAAGCCAUAUAUUUUUGUGUGUGUGCUCAUUGAUUCAGAUAUAUUUUUUGUUUGUUUUAUUAUUUCCCUAUGAUUUUGUUUUAAACCCAAAGAUGCCAGUUUCUCUUUUGUACCUCAUUUUCACCUCUUUGCCAGGCUCUUCCAUGUGCUGCUGCUUGGGAAUGCACAUGAACAGUAACAGCUGUGGUCUUGGUAUAGGGCUUCCCAUCUCGCUGUGGUGGUCUUCAAACAGCAGAGUAUCUCUCACUUGACUCCUGUGUAUCCUUUGGAUCCCUGUUCUGAGGCAUUCCACUGCUGGUUUGCUUGUUGACAGCCUUCCUUUAGCUUGACUUUAAAGCCCUGCCUAUCACCACAGCCUCGGAUUUGCUGCUCCAAGGCCCCAUACUCUGAGGAGCCGGCUUGCUGUAUAGCCACACAUCAUACACUUUAUUUUUUGGGAAGCUUCCCAGAACUCCUUAAGCAGUCCAAUGGUUGAUUGAAUUAUGCUUCUCCAUUCAGUCCUUCUGCUCAUGCGUUCAGUUCAAGUGUCCUUUAUCCCAGGUUCAGAGAUGCUGCCUUUCUCAUGGAAGACCUUUGACCCAGUGGGUCAGCAAGUGGUAUUCCAACAACAGAGAUGGGAUAAGUUGCUUUCCAGACCAGCUUGCUCUCCUGGUUUUAGCCCUGACGUUCUUUGUACAUGUGAACUGCUGUCUUUUCCGUAAACCUUGAUUGA